CAAGAUCCUCACUACACCUCAAGACCUACCAUAUUCCGUUCUAGCGGUACUGGAGGGAGUGGAGGAUAAUCAACUGGACAGAGCCAAACGAGUGAGUCAUAACCCCAACAUCCACAUUGCUAUGAUUAAUUGUGUCUUGGAAAAGAGCCUAAUGAGCAACCCUACAAUUUUCAUUUAAAUGCAUGAAUCUCUGAUGCAUUGACAUGGUGUCUAGGUCUUUAAAAUCUUCAUCUGUUUUAUUUUGGUAUUUAUUAUGUUAGCAUUGUGAAGAGGUGAUGGAAAACAAUGUGUGGUGUGUGAAAGCAUUUUGGCUCUGGUCGCAAAUCACGAUUUUAGAUUUCAAAUGUAGAUGUCAGCAAGGCAUUCGUGAGGGUUGGCUGCUUUUCUCCCAACACCCGUUGUUCAUGAAGUAGAACAAGCUAGUACCAGGCUAGGUAAUUAACUUAGGUACAUAUACAUUGGCAGUUAAAAUUCCCGCAGGUACCAUAGGAAAGUACAAUUUCAAUCAGAAGUAUUUCAAACUUGGCACUAUUUAUGGAAAUGUGUGGAAACACAAAAACGCAGCGAAAAGCUUCCAACAAACGCCCAGCGUUCCUCAAAUUAAUCAGGUCGUAUCACAGACGACAGUCCCGCAAAGUACAGCCAGAAACUUGAAUGUUACCAGUAGGCCCUACUGCUACAGCGGUGAGUACAAGCACUUACAGACGGGCCGCGGUAAGCGACAACUGACCCGCGAGAAAAUGCUGCCUACGGUUCACGUGAUGUCUACCACGGCUGAAUUUGCGUUGGUUAUCAUAGUAACAAUAAGGCUCUGGAGAAGCUAGGUUUGGCAUGUCGUCUAAAAAUGACAGAUAUAUGUUUUUGUAAAUUAAAUAGAAAUGAAAGACAACUACAUUAAAUAAUUUUGUUGGCUAUAUAAGCAGAUUAUUUGUAUUUCUCCUGUGUGCAAUACUAUUCUUGUUAUAAUAAUAUUGUUAGUUAUUUGUUGAACAAAAGUUACAAGACUAAACCAGAGAUCGCUAGCCCUUUUGGCAUCACGAUAAGUAAACUAUUAUGUUCAUGAUGGGGACACUGAUUGGCCACACACUGGUGAGAAUUAAACAACAUUGAAGGCGGAUGUUGUAACCUACUUCACGCAUAUCAGUGCUACAGGCAUGUUCCCCUGCCGUCGCUUGCAAAUACGGAAGCACAUUAAAUAUCUGCUUGCUUUGGAGGUGUCAGAGAAAUUGCAAAUUAUCUUGAACAGUGUUAACUCUGCACUAUGUAGUAUGCGUGAGGCCUCGGCUUUGAAUCAGGAUGAUGAACUGGUCGUCCUACCAAAGCAUCUUGAGAUGAUACGGCGUAGCCAGCAGCUUGCUGCUCUCCAGUCAUUGCUGCAGUCCAACCUGGAAAAGGAAGAGGACCUCAGCAAUGUGCUCCAGUGGCUCCAAGACAAGAGCAAGGAGUUGUUGGAGUUAGAGAUGGAUCAGGACAUCCGGGCGGUGGAUGGCAUAACAGAAGAGUGGGUUAAGGAGAAGCAACAGAAGAUCCAGAGGUUCAUGUCAGACAUCCAAGCUUGUGUUACCCGUCUAAAAGAGCUCACUGGAUUUCUCUUUGAUCUCAUAAACAAAAAAACAAAGGAGAGGAAAAAACCUCUAAAAAAAGGAGGUGUGCGGUUUUGGUGGCAGGAGCCAAAUGUUGACGCCAAAACCGCACUAAAGAUCAAGGAGCUUCAGCCGCCUACAACAAACCGUAUUCUGAUUGACCCCAACCGGGCUACCAAGUCUUCCUCUGACCUCUCCUUCAUGGUGGGCAACAUGGCCAAGUCCCUGUCUUGUAAGAAGCCCAUGAGCAUUGCUUUUAAGUUUGUUCAGAAUGGCCUCCAAAACCUGAAUGAGGCUUUUCAGGAGCAAACACGCAACACCCAAAAACUCCAGGCUAAGCUAAAUGAGGUGAAGACUGUAGAUUGCCAUGCCAAAGAGGAGCUGGAAGAGGGCAAGAGGAGGAUUGACCAGCUGGAGGGAGAGAAGUGUAAGCUUCAGGAAGAGAUUGCAGCAUUCAAGUUCCAGAUCCGUAAGCUGCAAAACACAGUCAGGACAGGACAACAAGGUUUGUGUCAGUUUGUGUCGGAAACAAACCCCAGGUCCAUUAAGGAGGACAAUGUCGAAAAGGAAUCGUCUGAAAAGGUAAUACCUCAUUUUGAUGCCCUUACAUCUCUAGAGGUCAACACCAACUCACGUGACGACAACAACAUUUCUGAGGCAGUGGAGAAGAGGACCAACCUCCAUGAUGGUUGCCAUUUAUCUGUGUUGAACAUCCAUGAGAGUGUAGAUGCAAGCGUGUGUGAUCUCUUGAAAGAAGACAAGAAAGCCAAGUCUACAUCCAAGAAAAUACUUGUUGCAGAACAAUCUAACUCUUUGUCUGAGGUUAUGAGCCAGAUAAAACCCAUGAACAACAUGAGCAAGCAGCAGACUUGUAAGUUGCCCGUGGCCCUGGAGAACCUUGGGAGGCUAGAGAAGCUGGUGAAAGGGAGCCCUGCCCAGACAGCCAGGCAGGUACUGACACCCAUACGGAUUAAGACAGCCGACCAGAAGGAGGAUUUGGAGAGGUAUCAGAUGGAUAUUGUGGAAGAGGGCAGGAGGAUAGAGAAAACUGUGAUGGCAGGCGUCACCUUCCAUGUAGACAGUGAGUCUCAGAGGAAAAAUCUGGAAUUACUGAGGCAAGCUGCUAUCGCUGGACAGAUCUCCCCUGAACUUCACUCCAUGACCAAGGACCUGAUUACCUGUAUUCUUGGCGUAGAUGGGAUGAGACUGGCCUGCCUACUCAGCAAAUACAAAGCCUACAGAUCAGUGAACCAAGUGAGAUACAAUCUUGAUAAGCAGUUACUUGCUGCUCGGAAGCUGAAGGAUGGGCGGUCAGUUAAAGAAAUGUACUCCUUCCUGACCAAACUGGAUGUGUACCAGAAAGAGAUGUUGAAACGUUGGAGUUUGAAACAAGCUGCUAUUGAGGAAAGCCGCAAGACCUGCAUUUCUCAUAUGCUUUACCUAUUCAGUGAGAUUAGAAAAGACUGCAACUUGAAUCUAGUCCCUCCAGUACCACGCUCAGACUCCUCCCAUCACUUCCUGACCAUCAAGCCCUGCAAAACAACAGGGUGUCAAAAACCUGACCGUCCAUGCCCGCGCCCUCCAACUCAGACCCCGCCCCUGGUGAUGUCCACCUCAGAGGCCAAACUCAGGCCAGGAGUCAGGAAGCUGUUAAAGUGCCCGCUGCCGAAGUUGUGGGAUUGUAGUCUGACCGCCAACGAUGUUCACGUGGCCAGGAAGAUGACAUCUCCCCCCGUCAAGCUCCCCUCCAUCCCCCUGCUGAUGGAGACUAACAUCAACAGCCAGGUCAACGCUGUGCACUCCCCACAGGGCAGGAUAGGUACGAGAAUGUUGCAGCUUGCUAAGGCUAAGGUGUAGACACAUGAAGAGAUGCCCUGUGGAAGACAUGCAGUAUUUCUGCUUGUUACAUUACCUUCUAAUAAAUGAUAAAUCAAAUCCA
Esox lucius (northern pike) is the source of this 3522-nucleotide messenger RNA. RefSeq lists its product as uncharacterized. The coding region runs from base 1155 to 3440 and encodes 761 amino acids. Lineage: Eukaryota; Metazoa; Chordata; Actinopteri; Esociformes; Esocidae. The transcript has 7 exons. The record is from RefSeq and is a predicted model, not a curated record.